Messenger RNA from Bipolaris sorokiniana ND90Pr, 1042 nucleotides. RefSeq names its product carbohydrate esterase family 12 protein. The coding region runs from base 73 to 861 and encodes 262 amino acids. Gene Ontology annotation, molecular function: hydrolase activity. The transcript has a single exon. NCBI's taxonomy places the organism in Eukaryota, Fungi, Ascomycota, Dothideomycetes, Pleosporales, Pleosporaceae. The record is from RefSeq and is a predicted model, not a curated record.
UGAGGGAGCACUAACCAAGAAUUCUUUUUAUAUAAAUCUCAGCUUGGAUUCGGAAGAUUCCAGCAAGUCAAAAUGCAUUUUUAUUCAACAUUGUCGUACCUUGGGCUCUUUGCUUCGUCGGUCACAGCUAGGGCCCUUGAAACUCCCCCAGAAAUAGUGCCUAGACCGCCGUUCUUUGCUCUAGCUGGCGACUCAACCACGGCGCCGCAGUCGGAAAACGGAGGUGGCUGGGGCGCCGGCUUCAUCAACACGACUCUGCACGCCGGGGCGGCAGCAAAGAACUUUGGCCACAACGGCGCAACAACAGUGUCGUUCCGCGAGGGAGGUGACUGGGCCAAUGUUCUCGCAGCAGCAAAAGCCGCGAGCAAAGACUUCGAUGUAUACGUGACGUGUCAGUUUGGACAUAACGAUCAGAAGCCGGCCAAGAAUAUCUCAAUUGAACAGUACUCGGCCAACCUUGCCAGGUUUGUUCACGACGUGCUGGACAUACAGGCGUGGCCUGUCUUGGUGACUCCGCUCAGCAGACGCAAGUUCGACUCGGAUGGCCACGUCAAGGAGGACCUGGCAGACGUGACGGCUGCAACAUUAAAGGUAGCGAGUCAAACUGGCGCGCAAGUUAUUGAUCUCAAUGCGGCGAGCACAAAGUACCUAAAUGCCAUUGGGCCUGACAAAGCGCAUACGUAUAACCUGGCGCCUUCGGACAAUACCCAUCUCAACAAUGGAGGAAGCAUUGUCUUUGGCAAUCUGGUGGCACUACUCAUGAACCAAGAGCUGAUACAGUUGAGCACGAAGUAUUUAUCGCCUAUUAACGAUAUUGCGGAUAAGUUGGAGAAGGGCGAGUAUGUGUUCGCGUAUGUGUAGACUGAUAGUGUAACGGGUUUAUUGGGGGAAACUAGCAGAGGUGCAAUGUAUAUAUCAUUAUGAUUAAGAAUUAUGAAUGCAAAAGGCAGCGACUUUGAAAGCUCUCGGUGAUGAAGGAAGAAGUGAAGUGUGGAUCUAUUAUGGAUGCAGAUGCAUGGUGAUGUUAUAGGGCUGAGCACAG